Messenger RNA from Acaulospora colombiana, 427 nucleotides. The record is from the annotation of a GenBank genome assembly. NCBI's taxonomy places the organism in Eukaryota, Fungi, Glomeromycota, Glomeromycetes, Diversisporales, Acaulosporaceae.
UGCGAUUCACAACGUGGACUAGCACGACCAGAGAUAGGAUUUCAACAACGUCACCGUUAUGGGCAAGGUACCAAAGAAUUGGCCUACGGGGAUCAACAUUCUUCGGGCACGAACAAGUGGGUGCAUAUAGAACCCAUCACCUUGCAUGGCCAUCCUGCGAAUGGACAAGGUGGCCUCUUUGCAUCUCGCAAGAUUCCUCCCAACACGUUUAUGCUAUUCUACAUCGGAGAAGUACACGCGGAGACCCGUGAAACGUCCGACUACGACUUGUCUCUCCUCAAAACAACGACAGACGACGGUUCUAUCGUGCAUGUUGGGAUCGACGCUCAGAGUAUGGGAAACGAGGCGAGGUUCAUCAAUGACUAUCGAGGGAUCAAGGAGAGACCGAACGCGGUGUUCAAAGAGGUGGUGUUAGUAAGGAGUCGAG